CGCCGGAAGUAAUGACGUCAUAAGCGAAAAUUAGAUGACAAACGAAUGAUGCAUCUAUCAGUACUGUGUGCUGUUCCAAUAUUUAAUUUUGUUGGAUUAGUAAGAAAUACGUUCAGUGAAAACGUUAAUUAAUUAAUAUUUCUGAGAGUGAUACAUAACUGCUUUUUUCAUGAAGGAUAAUAUUGCAAACGUAACAAUGUCUGACCAUUUUGGACCAAUAACUUUAAAAUGGGAUCCCAAAAAUUUGGAAAUACGCACUAUGUCUGUAGAAAAAACUUUGGAGCCAUUAGUGUUGCAAGUAACUACAUUAGUAAACACAAAGGGACCUAGUAAGAAAAAGAAAGGAAAAUCUAAAAGGGCUAGUGCUUUAGUUGGAACAGUUGAAAAAGCAACUGCUAAUUUUAUUGAAAAAGGAGAACAAAUUGCAUAUGAAAAUCCUGACAUUACUGCAGAAAUGUUGAGUGCAGUAGAAGAAGUCAGGAAAACAGGUGAUGCAAUGAGCAUUGCUGCUAGAGAAUUCUCAGAGGAUCCUUGUUCCUCUCUUAAACGUGGUAAUAUGGUUCGAGCGGCUAGAAAUCUUUUAUCAGCUGUUACACGUUUAUUAAUCCUAGCAGAUAUGGUAGACGUGCAUCUUUUGUUAAAGUCACUGCAUGUUGUUGAAGAUGAUUUAAAAAAAUUAAAAAAUGCUUCUUCACAAGGUGAAUUAUUAGAAAACAUUAGGCAAUUUGGAAGAAAUGCAUCAGAGCUUAUGAAUCAGGCAGCUAAACGUCAGCAAGAACUUAAAGAUCCUCAAUUAAGAGAUGAUUUAGCGGCAGCUAGGGCUGUUCUUAAAAAACAUUCUACUAUGCUUCUAACUGCUUCCAAGGUUUUUGUGCGACAUCCAGAAUUAGCUGCAGCUAAAGCCAAUCGUGAUUAUGUAUUAAAACAAGUUUGUGAAGCUGUGAAUACAAUUAAUGAUGUGGCACAAGGAAAGACUCCAACUGAUAGCCAACAUCCUUAUGAUGGACCAGGAGAAUUAGCAGCUGCUUUAGAUGAUUUUGAUGAAAGAAUGGUGAUGUCUCCACUUGCAUAUAAUGAAGUACGCACAAGACCUAGUCUUGAAGAAAGAUUAGAAAGUAUCAUUAGUGGUGCAGCAUUAAUGGCUGAUUCUUCAUGUACUCGAGAUGAACGUAGGGAACGUAUUGUUGCCGAAUGUAAUGCAGUUAGGCAAGCACUUCAAGAUUUAUUAAGUGAAUAUAUGAAUAACUUACAGCUCGCACGGGGUGGGAAACGGAUGGGUGUUAAGGAACAAACAGAAGGUCUAGAAAGAGCAAUAGAUCAUAUGUGCAGAAAAACACGUGAUCUUCGCAGACAAUUACGAAAAGCUGUUGUAGAUCAUGUUUCUGAUAGUUUCUUGGAAACAAGUGUACCUUUAUUGGUCCUUAUUGAAGCUGCAAGAAAUGGUAGAGAUAAAGAAGUUGAAGAAUAUGCAUUAGUAUUUACUGAACAUGCAAAUAAAUUAGUUGAGGUUGCUAAUUUAGUAUGCAGCAUGUCAGGUAAUGAAGAUGGUGUAAAAAUGGUAAGAUAUGCAGCAGCACAAAUUGAAAAUUUGUGUCCACAAGUUAUAAAUGCAGCUCGUGUUUUGGCUGCUCGUAAUCGAUCAAAAGUAGCGCUUGAUAACAUGGAAGUUUUUCGUCAAGCAUGGGAAAAUCAAGUGAGAGUACUUACAGAGGCUGUUGAUGAUAUAACAACCAUUGAUGAUUUCUUGGCAGUAUCUGAAAAUCAUAUUCUUGAAGAUGUAAAUAAAUGUGUACUGGCUUUACAAGAAGGAGAUGCUGAUACUUUAGAUAGAACAGCAGGAGCAAUCAGAGGACGUUCUGCUAGAGUUUGUAACGUUGUUCAAGCAGAAAUGGACAACUAUGAACCAUGUAUUUAUACUAAGAGAGUCUUAGAAGCAGUGAAAGUUUUAAGAGAGCAAGUAAUGCCAAAAUUUGCACAAAGGGUAGAAGUUGCAGUAGAUGCUUUAGGUAGUAAUCCUGCAAAAGAUGUGGAUGAGAAUGAUUUUAUAGAUGCAUCUAGAUUAGUAUAUGAUGGAGUCCGUGAAAUCAGACGUGCUGUAUUAAUGAAUAGAGCGGAUGAAGAUUUAGAUCCAGAAGAUGUAGAAUUAGACGAACAUUAUACAUUAGAAACUCGUAGCAAAUCAAGCGCUCAAACUGGUGAGCAUGGAGUUGAUGAAUAUCCAGAAAUUAGUGGCAUAACCACGGCCCGUGAAGCUAUGCGUAAAAUGCCUGAAGAAGAUAAACAAAAGAUUUUACAACAAGUAGAAUAUUUUAAGAGUGAAAAGCUCAAGUUUGACAAAGAAGUUGCAAAAUGGGAUGAUGCUGGAAACGACAUCAUAGUUCUUGCAAAACAUAUGUGUAUGAUCAUGAUGGAAAUGACAGAUUUUACUCGUGGUCGUGGUCCUCUAAAAACGACAAUGGACGUUAUUAAUGCUGCUAAAAAGAUAUCAGAAGCUGGUACUAAGUUAGACAAAUUGACAAGACAAAUAGCAGAUCAGUGCCCUGAAAGUUCGACUAAAAAGGAUUUAAUAGCAUAUUUACAUCGCAUAGCUCUUUAUUGUCAUCAAAUGAAUAUUACAAGUAAAGUUAAAGCUGAUGUACAAAAUAUCAGUGGUGAGUUAAUCGUAUCAGGACUUGAUAGCGCAACUUCACUUAUCCAAGCUGCUAAAAAUUUGAUGAAUGCAGUUGUGCUUACUGUAAAGGCUUCGUAUGUAGCAUCGACGAAAUAUCCACGACAAUCUACCGUUACAUCUCCCAUAGUAGUAUGGAAAAUGAAAGCACCAGAAAAGAAACCGCUUGUUCGCCCUGAAAGACCAGAAGAAGUAAGAGCAAAAGUACGUAAAGGUUCGCAGAAAAAGGUGCAAAAUCCAAUACAUGCUCUUUCAGAGUUUCAAAGUCCUACUGAAAGCGUUUAAGUUUUCCAAUUUAAGUAACUCAAAUAAAAAGUAGAACUGUAUGAAUGGCAUCACCUUUACGAAAUAUUAACGUAAGAUAUUUUUUUUUCUCGUAAUUAUUGAUUGGUUGAACAGUAUACUUCAUCAUUAUUAAUAAACGUAUAACGAUAUAAUUCUUAUCAAAUUUGUUUAGUAAAUGGCCGAUUAAUAUGAAUUUAUAUGUGUGUAAUAAAAAUAAAUGAUACCCUUAUUAAACUUAUUUACAUUUUUAAGAUUUUAUAUCUGAUGUGAUUUAAACCAAUUAGAUUACUCAAAAAUAAAAUAUCUUGCGUUAUUAUAUUAUCUAAAGACUUUCUUUUAGUUAUCAAAUUGUAAUUGUCAAAGAAAACUAUAAACAAUCGAAUUACAUUAAAGAGAACCUAAUUAGUGCGGUAAAAUGAUUUUUAAAAUACAUAAAACAAGUAUAUAUAUAAUUUAGGUUUUUCUAUUACAUGAAAGUCACAGAAACAAAUUUAAAAAGAUUUUAUGUUUAGUUAAUAUUAUAGAUGCAGCAAAUGAAUGUACUUUAUUAAAUAGAAUACAUUCAAUAUAUUGACAAUGCUUACUCAGAAUAGUCUGAUGCUGAAUGAAACCAGUAAGUACUAGUUACAAUUAGUAACAUUUUGGCAGUUGUAUAAACAAUUUAUAUGGUAAGUUAUUUAAGAAUUUGUACCAUUAUGAUAUCAUCAAUGGUAUCUCUUAACUUUCGGGGAUAUAUCUUUCGCAAGUAUAUCUGGUAAAAAAUAAUUUUUAACAUUUAUUCAAGAUGUAUUUACAACUG
Messenger RNA from Vespa mandarinia (Asian giant hornet), 3752 nucleotides. RefSeq names its product catenin alpha (gene alpha-Cat). Gene Ontology annotation, cellular component: catenin complex; actin cytoskeleton; adherens junction. Gene Ontology annotation, molecular function: actin filament binding; beta-catenin binding; cadherin binding. The record is from RefSeq and is a predicted model, not a curated record. NCBI's taxonomy places the organism in Eukaryota, Metazoa, Arthropoda, Insecta, Hymenoptera, Vespidae. Gene Ontology annotation, biological process: cell migration; cell-cell adhesion.